GCGGUGACGACCUCGCGUCCCCGCCCGCAUUACUUGCCGCCCUGGGUGGUGGGCGGGGAAGGUCAGAGCCGCUGUCCUGGUGCCUUCUUGAUGUCGGAGGGCGCGGCCCCGCGGGGUGGGUCGCGGAGCUGAGGAAGGCUGUCUGCGGCACCUGCCAUCCGCAGCGCCCCUGGGCAGGCUGCCGUUGCGCGGGCCUCGCCAGCUCUCCGCCCGGCAACGCGCGGGGGCUCUGCGGCUGUAGGGAGAAAUUCAGCCUCCCCUCCGGCCCCUGUGCCGGUUUCUAGCGGGCUGCGGAUGGCCCUGAUCCGCGGGUGGCCUAGCCUAGGUCACACUGGAGGGCUAUGCCCCCAGCCUUUCGCAAGGGGUUUGAGGGGCUACAGUGAUAGGCAUGCGUGAGUGCGGUUUCCAUUUUUAAAAACAAAAAACCGCUACCUGACAGUUUGACACGGUCUGCGUGGUGUCAUAUACUUUUCAGGUGAGCUCCGCAUGGGUUUUCGCUCAGCUAUUUUUGCCACUCGAUUCCUUUAUAAUACUGUAGAUAUUGCUGAGUCAGCCAACAAGAGAUGGGAAAUUUGUGCUGAUCUAAUAGAUGGUGUUGUAGAGGAUUGCUCUGAGGUUAGUGAGAGUUGUGUGACAAAUCUUAGGUAUUUAAGCAAAAUAGUCAUACAGUUAAGAAGCAGAUUAAAACGCUCUAAAGCAUUACAUACAACCAGUCUAGUUUGCUUUUUAUACUCCGGUUAAGUUUUUGAAGGGGUUGCAGUUGGUGUUUUUUGUUUGUAUUUUGAUUUGAUUCCCAGAAUGGAUUGCUUUAUGUAAUAGUUUCCUGGAAAUUUUUGAUUGAAAACAAAGGGAAGCAGGAAAUGGAUAGGAUUUAUAAAGCAUCCCUUUUGAACCACCAUUUUGAAAUUUAACAAAAUUAUAUUAAUGAUAAACUUCAGCUUUACAUUUAAAGUUGUGUCUUGCUAUUUUCAAGCUAUAAGUCAGUGUGGCUAUAAAAAUAUUUUAAAGAGAAUUAGGAAUAUGAGCUGAUAAUAUGCAUUGAAUUUUUUUUUACAGCACUCAGUAGUACAGAAUCAGUGCAUGAAAUCUUCAUCAGUGUUUUCUAGAAAUGCCAAUUGCAUAGCAAAAAAAAUAAAAGAUGCACUUCAGGCAGGUUAAAUAAACAUGAAGGCUUUAAAGAACCCUUUUAGAUUAGGAGUUACUGCUACUCAGUUAACCCCAUGAUCAGCAGAGGCAUCCUGUAUUUCAUAGCAGCAGUUAAUUAUAAAACAUUGGCUAAUAAUAGAUAUUAUGGAGAGUUAUUUUCAUAAUCAAAUUAAUGCAUUUUUCCCUAACUGAUUUUUGUGAACACUUACUAGUUUUGCUUAGAAAUGUGAGAAGUAAUAUCUGAAGAAAGAUUUUGGAAUCUUUCUAGAUCUAAUAACAGUUUGUUAAUUGCCUAGAUAAUAAUUCCAACUGUCAGAAUUUAGGAGUUAUAUUACUAAUUUUAGGACUGGUAGGACCCUGUAUAGUCAUGUAGUAAGUACUAAUUCUGAUUUUCCUGAAACAGUGUAGUAUUCAAAAGUAUUAGUAUUUUCAUAGGAUAUUUCUAUGCCUUUUCUAUUUUUUGCUUUGUUUCAAAAUCUUUGGCACUAAGAUAUUCCUCUGGCUAUGUCUUAUUUUAGUUUUCCUAAUUAAAAGAUACCUUCUAUGCUUCUGAGGAAAAACCAUAAUACCACUUUGGAAUGGUUUUGCAAGAACAUAAAUUUACAAAACAGCAUGUAGAUUAUAUUACACAGGGAAAAACUAAGGAUAAUGUUGACUUUAAAAGGAGGUUUUUGUUGUUUUGUUGUGUGUUUGUUGUUGGGGUUUUUUUGUUUGUUUGUUUUUUUAAAAAGCCUUCUGUCAGGAAAGGAAAGAAUUUAUUCAUAAGGAAGGCAGUCCUCUCAAUGAUUUUCCCCAGUUGGUUCCAUCAGCCAUGAAAAUCCUGCCACACCUUCACCGUGGAAGGAUAAAGAAAAAUAUAUUGGUGCUAUUGAUGCUCAUAUGAUCGAGAUUGGCAUUGAUGAAGAAAGAACUGUUUUAAAUGUGAUUAACUUGAGUUGCUGAAGAAUAUUGAGCAGAAAGUAGAGAAGACACAAUCAGAGGAAGAUAACAUUGCAAUUCCUGCUGUUGAAGUUGAGCAUUACCAACAACGGUUUGUUGGUUUGCUAAGUAUAUAAAAACAGUCUUGAAAAUGUUGUCCAGACUCUUUCGAAUGCAUGGCCUUUUUGUAGCCUCUCAUCCAUGGGAAGUCAUUGUGGGAACAGUAACUCUCACCAUCUGUAUGAUGUCCAUGAAGAUGUUCACUGGGAAUGAUAAGAUAUGUGGCUGGAAUUAUGAGUGCCCCAAACUUGAAGAAGAUGUUCUAAGCAGUGACAUCAUCAUCCUGACAAUCACACGCUGUAUAGCAAUCCUUUAUAUAUAUUUCCAGUUUCAGAACCUAAGGCAGCUUGGGUCAAAAUACAUUUUAGGUAUUGCUGGCCUCUUCACAAUCUUCUCAAGUUUUGUUUUUAGUACAGUGGUAAUUCACUUCUUGGAUAAAGAAUUGACAGGUUUAAAUGAAGCUUUACCAUUCUUCCUGCUUCUGAUUGAUCUUUCAAGAGCAAGUGCAUUAGCCAAAUUUGCGCUCAGUUCCAACUCACAGGAUGAAGUAAGAGAAAAUAUUUCACGUGGAAUGGCAAUUUUAGGCCCUACGUUUACACUGGAUGCAGUUGUGGAGUGUCUUGUGAUUGGUGUUGGUACUAUGUCAGGUGUACGACAGCUGGAAAUUAUGUGCUGCUUUGGCUGUAUGUCUGUUCUUGCCAACUACUUUGUCUUUAUGACCUUCUUUCCAGCUUGUGUGUCCUUGGUAUUAGAGCUUUCGAGAGAGAGUCGUGAAGGGCGUCCUAUAUGGCAGCUUAGCCAUUUUGCUCGUGUUCUGGAAGAAGAAGAAAAUAAACCAAAUCCUGUAACACAGAGGGUCAAAAUGAUUAUGUCGCUGGGUUUGGUUCUUGUUCAUGCCCACAGUCGCUGGAUAGUGGAACCAGCUGCUCAAAACAGUACUGUAGAAAAUGCAGUGGGAUUGGAUGAGAAUGCACCGAAGAGAAUUGAACCUAAUGUUUCAUUAUGGCAGUUCUACCUUUCUCGAAUGGCCAGUAUGGAUAUUGAACAAGUAAUCACUCUUGGAUUAGCCCUUCUCCUUGCUGUGAAAUAUAUUUUCUUUGAGCAAGCAGAGACUGAAUCCACACUCUCACUGAAGAAUCCCAUAACAUCUCCAGUGAUGGUCCAGAAAAAGGUCCCUGAGAACUGUUGCAGGAAGCAAUCUAGACUUCUGAAAAACAAUCAGAUAUCUAACACAUUAGAAGAAGCUUUAGUUCCCAAAGAUGGAAAUGUUGAAGUCAUAAAACCUGUAUUAGCAGAGUCAUCAACCAAGGCUACAUUUGUAGUUGGCAGUUGCAACCCUGUGGAAACUUCUUCAUUUCUUAAUAGAAAAGAAGAAGAAUUUGAGUUACCUAAAGAACCACGUUCUAUUGCGGAAUGUGUUUGUAUACUUGGAGAUGCAGAGAAGGGAGCAAAAUUCCUUACUGAUGCUGAAGUCAUCAGCUUAGUUAAUGCUAAGCAUAUUCCUGCAUACAAACUGGAAACCGUGAUGGAAACUCAGGAGCGAGGUGUGUCCAUUCGCAGACAGAUGUUAUCUAAGAAACUCCCUAAACCUUCAUCUUUGCAAUAUCUUCCUUAUAGGAAUUACAAUUAUUCUUUGGUUAUGGGAGCUUGCUGUGAAAACGUGAUUGGAUAUAUGCCUAUUCCUGUAGGCGUAGCAGGACCACUAUUUUUGGAUAACAGAGAGUUUCACAUUCCAAUGGCAACAACAGAAGGAUGUCUUGUAGCAAGCACAAACAGAGGAUGUAGAGCAAUAUGUCUUGGUGGAGGAGCAAGUAGCUGCAUUCUGGCAGAUGGGAUGACUCGAGGACCUGUUGUAAGGCUGCCCACUGCUUGCCAGGCUGCAGAAGUGAAAGUUUGGCUUGAAAACCCUGAAGGCUUUAAAAUAAUGAAGGAAGCUUUUGACAGCACAAGUAGGUUUGCCCGCCUACAAAAACUUACCAUCAAUUUGGCUGGUCGUAACCUUUAUAUCCGUUUUCAGUCUGGAACAGGGGAUGCAAUGGGAAUGAAUAUGAUUUCAAAAGGUACUGAAAAAGCACUGGCAAGGUUGAAUGAUGAGUUUCCUGAUCUCCAGGUUAUUGCUAUUAGUGGUAACUAUUGUACAGACAAAAAACCUGCUGCUAUAAAUUGGAUAGAAGGAAGAGGGAAGUCUGUUGUCUGUGAAGCAGUCAUUCCAGCCAAGGUUGUUAGAGAAGUAUUGAAGACAAAUACAGAAGAUAUAGUUGAAGUCAAUAUACACAAAAAUUUGGUGGGUUCUGCGAUGGCUGGUAGCAUAGGUGGCUACAAUGCACAUGCAGCAAACAUUGUGACAGCUAUCUACAUUGCCUGUGGUCAGGAUGCUGCACAGAACGUGGGCAGCUCUAAUUGUAUCACUUUGAUGGAGCGAACUGGUUUCACCAAUGAAGACCUGUACAUCAGCUGCACAAUGCCUUCUAUAGAAAUAGGAACUGUUGGCGGAGGCACCAACUUGCUUCCACAGCAGGCCUGUUUGCAGAUGUUAGGGGUUCAAGGUGCAAGCCAAGAUAACCCUGGUGAAAAUGCCCGUCAGCUUGCUAAAAUUGUAUGUGCUACAGUGAUGGCAGGGGAAUUAUCACUAAUGGCAGCUCUUGCAGCUGGGCAUCUAGUCAAAAGCCACAUGAUUCACAACAGGUCAAAAAUAAAUCUACAAGAUCUUCAAGGAACCUGCACUAAGAAGGCAGCUUGAAUACUAAAGCAGCUUUGAAAUGAAGAAUUGUUCUAGCAACUGACUAGGUGCAUGGGGGGGGGGGGGAAGAAUCUGUGAAGUUUAGAAUGAAAAUCACCUUCAAUGGAGAGAUCAAUGGACUUGUGUGAGACUACUUAUGUCUUUGACCUUCUUCAGUGGUUAGAGAUGACUUCAUGAAAGAAGUCCUGUCAGAUGUCUUGAACAUGGCUUUGGAAUUCUUACUCUUGCGCAUCAUUUUCUGAAGGGUCAAUCUUAUGUUUUUACAGGUUGAGAUUAUUUUGACUAGUAAGCUCCUGGUAACUACCAAGGUAAAAAGUGAUGUAACGUACUUCGUAUGUUUAAAAAAAAAAAAAAAAAAAAGGUUGGUCUAAACUUGGCUUGAAUGCAUUGGUCCUUGCCAUCUUUAUUUUUCUGGUUAGCCAAGUAUGUUUUUUAAAGUGAUGGCAAGCCUAAUCACUUUCCAUGAACUCCCAAUUUUAAUUUUGUUUGCAUGUAAAACUUAGGUCUUAGGCUUUGAGACAAUUUUAUUGAAUUGUAUUAGUUUUAUAGAAGCCUCUAUCUAUAUAUAGUACUUAAAUUGCUGCUGCUUCAGCUAAGUAGCAUUCAAUGUUUUAACUCCACAAUUUAGGUUAUUCCUUCAUGGAAAACUUGUGACCUACAAAGUGCUGAACUGUUAAAUAACAUCUGUACUGAAGCAGGGAAAAACGGUGUCUUCAACUGUUUUGUCAUUUUGUUCAGGUAGAAAUAAUAGAUUUUUGAAACUAGUAACUCCAAAAACAAUUACAGGUCAGAGAGCUUAGUAAUUUAAACAAAUGAAGUUUCUCAAAAUUGUUUGAAUGCACUCCUAUCAAAAAAAACAGGAAUCAAGAACAGAUGUUUACACUUCUAUUAAAAGAAGUCUCUUAAGGUACAGUGUAUUUGUAUAUUCCUAAUUUUUUUUUUAACUGUUUGACACUUAUUCCCCAGGAAUAGGUGUGUAUCCACUGCUUAAGCUGAGAUAAAAUGAAGCCAGAAACUCACACUGUUCUUUAAAAGGAAUUAAAACAUAAAAAAACUAGUGUUAAAGUUUCUUUUUUAGCGGGGGCGUAUUUAUGUUAAGAAGAAAUCUUAUCCUUUUUUCAAUGAAAAGUACUAAUUAAGGGAAUUCAGUGAAAUGACAUGUUAAUGCAACAAGCAGUUUUUGUAUUAAAAUACUGUACUUGGACCAGGGAAGCAAUCUCAGGUGUUCUUAAUGUAAUACAGAAAACCCAGGUUUAUUCUGGUUUGAUUCAUCUUUGGGAAGAUUGCUAAAUGCAUCCCCCUGCCCAGAUAAUCACAGGAAGAAAAUUGUUAAUUUGCUUGAUGAUGUUUUUUUGUUGUUGUUGCUGCUGCUGUUGUGGUUUGGGAAGGGGGGGAAUCAGUGGAUUGGACUGGGUUUCUUACAGGAAUGCAGCAGCAUUCAUAAAGGGGUGACUAGCAGAGGUGCUCUUCUAAUGUACAAAUUUGAUAUAAAUCAUGAUGGGUUGUUUUGUAGUACAUCAACACACUAAUAUCAUUGUAAUGUGCUCAUAAAGCUAAUGUGCAAGCAUGAAGAUGUACUACAUGCUGGAUAUGUUAUGAUAGCACGUAAAUACCAUUAAUGUUUAUCUUCCUGCAGUAUUGUUGCUUAUAGCUACCAUUUUAUUUAAGGAAAGUUGGAACUACUUUGUUUCUAUGUUCAUUCAGUGAUCUUACUUACAGUAACACUGUACUAGCAAUAAAUGGUGGUUCAGUGUUCAUUCUGGUGAUUUUAACUGACAUUGUGUCUUGCAGAAUUAACAUUUUGUAUUAUUACUAAAUUGUGUACAUUUUGGUACAAAACUACUUUUUCAGCUUCAGUAAAACAAUGGGAAACAUAUUGGCUUAAUUGUGAUAUUUUAAGCUUACUUCAUGGCUUAGUGAAAUAUCUUAAUAUAAAAUAAGAGGGUUAAGGAAAAUAUG
Messenger RNA from Harpia harpyja (harpy eagle), 6823 nucleotides. Its product is annotated as 3-hydroxy-3-methylglutaryl-coenzyme A reductase-like. Bases 2216 to 4864 code for a protein of 882 amino acids. The transcript is spliced from 21 exons. Gene Ontology annotation, biological process: coenzyme A metabolic process; isoprenoid biosynthetic process; sterol biosynthetic process. Gene Ontology annotation, molecular function: protein binding; NADP binding; hydroxymethylglutaryl-CoA reductase (NADPH) activity. NCBI's taxonomy places the organism in Eukaryota, Metazoa, Chordata, Aves, Accipitriformes, Accipitridae. Gene Ontology annotation, cellular component: peroxisomal membrane; endoplasmic reticulum membrane. The record is from RefSeq and is a predicted model, not a curated record.